AUUUCCGUGCGCACCGGCAAAGUUUUUCAACAAAAAGUUAAGCAAAAUAACUGCAUAAAGGAAGUAACUGUAAUCAUGGAAGAGUUGUGCAGCAAUUUCGGACACUCGAGUACUUCUAGUACCGGCAGCAAUUCAUCAAUAUCAGCCAAGACAGCUUUGAGCGAGUGCUCAGCCGCUUGGAUAAAUUACUUGAGUGCUCUAAAUAGUCUAUGCACAUCUGGAUCCAAGUUGGCGCAUUCCAUUGCAGUCUUGGAGCAGUGGUCAUUGAAUGAGAAGCCGCUGUUUAACAACUACACUACAUCUUAUUUAACAAAUUCAUGGAAUGAUCUGGCAAGGGCAACCACAGUGGCCACAGGAACUGUCAAAACUCACAUGUUAGCCAUACUACAGGACUUUGUUACCAUACCGUCCGUGGAUCAAUCUACUUCUGCCAUUAAUACCGAGCUGGAACAAAAGCGACUCAGAGAACAUAAUGAGCUUAUCGUUCUGGAAAAUGCACAAUCCGUAAUCAAUAUUCAACAUCAGUUCUGUGCCGCUAGCUAUGAUGCGUUUUCAUCGCUAACCUGUUGUUUCGUCUGCCAAUCCCCAGUUGGGUUUCCACAUGAACAAGACUGCAGUGUUAUCAAGCAGCGCUCUCAAUACGAUCAACGAUCGCAAACGCCAUCGCCAAACUUGUGCGUCUCAAAUGUUAAAUCGGAAUCGUCGAAAGGAAAUUCGCUAACCGAUCAGCGUCCCAUUGCAAUUGGAAUAACAGAAUCAGUGGAACAACCGCGCUGUCCAUCGCCACUCCUAACAUAUCACGACCCAAAUCCAAUGCAGGCUAUUUUCGAACACACUCGCGGUCCGUUGCCAAACCCGGGACACUUGCUUUCGAUGAAGACGCCAUUCCAUCGAAAUGUCAAAUCAUCUUUAAGUUUUCCUCUGUUUCCUUUGAAUGGUCAGCGCCGUUGGUCAGAGGCUGCUGCUGGUGAAGUUAUAGAUGGCAACGCUACAGAUCCCGAAAGUCAAAUGCGAAGGUGGUCCAUGCCGUGGGAAGCCACAAAGUCUGACACCAACACAGUGACAUGGAACCAAACGCGAAUAAUGCCAAUGAAUACUUUAAAGACUGCUUCUUACAAAAUGUCUAGCUCUGACCGAUACACUUCCCACAAUUCAGAUGGAAACUGCCCUUUGCAGUCAAGCAGUCAGGAUGGUCUACUAGAAGCUAUUCAGUUACUCUCAAUAAAACCAACCACAAUGAAUCAAAUAAAUCCUCAUUCUAUGCCGCCCACCUCCCCGGAUGGCGGCAUAGACUAACUAUAAACUUGAAAAA
Molecule: messenger RNA, 1312 nt
Organism: Drosophila guanche
Lineage: Eukaryota; Metazoa; Arthropoda; Insecta; Diptera; Drosophilidae
Exons: 6
Coding region: 76-1296 (406 amino acids)
Source: RefSeq, a predicted model, not a curated record